AUGUGUACCGGAAUGGACCCGAGCCAUUAUUGCCUAGGGGACGCUUCAAAAGAAAUCCGACUGUUCGACCUUGUUUCCGCAAAUGAACAAGAACCUGCGCAAGGACGCAUCCGCCGCGCGAUAAUUGGUGAUGCGCCUCCGUUUGCGGCUGUGUCCCACGUCUGGGGCGACAAGAGCCGCGAUCGAAGCAUCCGUCUUGAAUCAGACUCGUCGGCCUUGAUUCGACUACUCUCCCUCAGAUAUGGUUGGUUGAAAGGGUCAAGGCUGCCUUUGUGGGUUGACAUGAUUUGCAUCAACCAGAUGGAUGUGGCUGAAAAGGCGUUGCAAAUUCCCCUCAUGCGGGAAAUUUAUUCUCAAGCCAGUUCAGUUAUCAUUUGGAUCAACGAGAAAGACAAUCGAAUUGGCCAAGCUUUUCGCUAUCUUCGCCACCUCAUUGCAAAUAAAACGACGACCGAGACUGCAGACAUAUGGCCGCUCUUUGAUCCCGAUGGAUGGGAAGGCCUGAAGUAUCUUCUGGACUGCAGUUGGUUUCAUCGGCGAUGGGUCCUCCAAGAGUUUGCGGUGUCAAAAGAUGCCGCUUUUCUUUGCGGCUCAGACGUAAUGUCAAUCGACGAUCUGUUCAGUGGCAUCGAUAUGGCCGCAAGUGUACUGAUAGCACGGCCUAGGAAGUUCAAGAUACUCCAUCCUGCACACACGGGGUCGCUGAGGCCGGCACCUGCUUUGAGGGAACUAAGGAAGCAUUAUGCCGAGCCCGAUUAUCAUGUUUAUUCCUUGCUCGGUCUGUGCAGCUCUGAAGAGGUUGCUGGCAACCCAAUCCGAUAUGAUCUCGAGCCGGAAGAGGUGUACAAGACUUUUGUUGCAACUCAUGCGCGACUGUAUAACAACUUGGAGUUUCUUGGGCUUUGUACAGCGGCUCAACGUGAUUCUGUGUGCUCAGGCUCGAUGGAUAAGUCGGUAUCUCGCCUAUUUGCUGGUCCCUCGUGGGUGCCUAACUGGCAUUCAGAACGUCUUCAGCGCUGCUUGGGGCUGAAUGAUUAUGGUACUAACCUCAAGUUUUUCAACGCUUCGGACAGGGUCCCCAUGGCUGCGCUAUUUCGACACAACGAGUUGGAAGUUUCGGGUGUUCGGCUUGAUCGAAUCUUGAGUAUCGGCCGCUUCUGUCGUCUCGAGCGACGCCACGAGUUGACAGAUCCUAAUUCCAGACUGUUUCAAGAGUAUUUCGAUUUCUGGACGAGGGUAGCCGCGGCUGAAAGAAUCAUGCCAUAUAGAGACAAAAAGCAUCUGGCCGAGACCAUUGCCCGUACUCUGAGUCUUCUCGGCAUAUACCUGAACCCAAUGCCUCUGUUAGCGGACAUUCCAGACAUGUUCUGUCGAUGGUGUAGGGGCUCGAAUUUGGGCAGACAGCUAACAGAAUAUGGACUCAAGCCCAAGAAUGCUACCAACCUAGAGGGAGAAAGGGUCUUUAUGGGGAUGAGGCGUCUGACGGCCUGGGAGCCGUUCAUCACUGAAAGCGGCUACAUUGGCCUUGCUCGAGGGAACAGCCGUGUGGGUGACGAGAUUUGGCUGGUUGGUGGUUGCAGCGUGCCUCUGCUCUUGUCUCCGCAGACAGGGGAUUCGGUCGGCUUUAAGGUCAAUGGCGAAGUCUUUUUCGACGGCUUCAUGUUUGGAGAGGCAAUGAGGAUGGACGAGUUUGGGGAUACUUCUGUGCAACAGAUCACUUUAGUAUGA
Molecule: messenger RNA, 1728 nt
Organism: Trichoderma breve
Lineage: Eukaryota; Fungi; Ascomycota; Sordariomycetes; Hypocreales; Hypocreaceae
Product: heterokaryon incompatibility protein (HET) domain-containing protein
Exons: 3
Coding region: 1-1728 (575 amino acids)
Source: RefSeq, a predicted model, not a curated record